GUGGACAUUCAUUCGAUCAUCAUGAAAGUGCUCGUAGUCUUCGCUCUGGCUUUGGCCUCCGCCUCCGCUGGCCUGCUGCCCCAGGUUCUGCCUGUGCAUCCCCGUGACCUGCCGGUGGUGCCCUCGAUCGAGGGUCGUAUCACCAACGGCCAGACCGCCUCGGAGGGACAAUUCCCCUACCAGGUGGGACUAAGCUUUGGCAGCUCCAGCGGCAGCUGGUGGUGCGGUGGCUCCAUCAUCGACAACUCCUGGGUGCUCACAGCUGCUCACUGCACCAGCGGUGCCUCUGAUGUGACCAUCUACUACGGCGCCACUGUUCGCACCAACGCCAAGCUCACCCAGACCGUCUCCAGCUCCGGCUUUGUGCAGCACGCCAGCUACAACAGCGUUGUCCUGAGGAACGACAUCUCCCUGAUCAAGACCCCUGCCGUCAGCUUCACCUCGGACAUCAACAAGGUGGCUCUGCCCUCCAUUGCCAGCAGCUACUCGACCUAUGCCGGUGACACCGCCAUCGCUUCCGGCUGGGGCAAGGACUCCGAUGCUGCCACCUCCGUGACCAACACCCUGCAGUACAGCGACUUCACCGUUGUGACCAACACCGUGUGCUCGAACACCUACGGCUCUCUGAUCAUCACCAGCAGCGUCAUCUGCAUUGCCACCCCCAACAAGAUCUCCACCUGCAACGGCGACUCUGGCGGCCCAUUGGUCCAGAAGAGCACCAACCUCCUGAUCGGCGUCACCUCCUUCGUGUCGAGCGCUGGCUGCGAGUCCGGCGCCCCAGCCGGCUUCUCCCGCGUCACCAGCUACCUGGACUGGAUCCAGUCCAACAGUGGAGUCUCCUACUAAGCAGAGCAGCAGCACUCUUUUUUUUUCCAAAAUAAAAAACCGAUUAUAAUCUAUAAAAU
Messenger RNA from Drosophila miranda, 905 nucleotides. RefSeq names its product serine protease 1-like. The transcript has 2 exons. Lineage: Eukaryota; Metazoa; Arthropoda; Insecta; Diptera; Drosophilidae. The coding region runs from base 22 to 846 and encodes 274 amino acids. Gene Ontology annotation, molecular function: serine-type endopeptidase activity. Gene Ontology annotation, biological process: proteolysis. The record is from RefSeq and is a predicted model, not a curated record.